GCUGGAUGCCACAGUUUCCUGAAUGGCAACAUUGAUUUGUGGGCUCACCUUGCAAGUCGUCCUCUCCCACACCUGGAGGCUGCUGCGCCAUUUAAGACGCUGACUCCGAGUCUUCCUGGGAAACGCCAAGGAGACCCACCUGGAGGAACAUCAACUGCAAGAAAGACAUUGCCAAGUGAGCUCCAUCCCUUCAGCCUUUUGGAUUUAGACCAGUUCCUGGUCCAAAGGAGGGGACCCAUCAUCCACGAUAUGGAAGCCGUUGUCUUGCUGCUCCUGGGACUCAUCCUCCCCGCCGUUCCCCAUCUUGCGUCUGGGAUCCCUGUGCAGCCGCAUUUUGACUACAAGAAGUUGGCAGGGCUUUGGCAUCGCCUUGCCAUGGUGGCAAAGGGAGAAGACCAGUUCAUCAUAGGACCUGAAAUCCAGAUUUCGCCCAUGCGGAAAGGAGACCUCUCCGUGGGAAUGAACUUCAUUGUGAGACUCGCCUGCCGGUUUAUUGAUUUCCGGUAUAGAAACGCUGGCCAACCUGGAGUAUUCAAUGUUUAUCAUGCAAACGGGGACCUGAGCACGAUCCACGUUGUGGACACGGAUUACAACGGCCACCUGGUCCUUCACACCGAAACCGCAGGCAACUCUGCCCUGUCUCUCUUUGUCAGGGGAUCGGACGCGCCGGAGAGCCUGAAGAAAAUGUUUGAGGAUUACGUCAGAUCGCUGGGAUUCUCCAAAACGGAUAUCAAGUACCAAAGUCAAGAUGAGCAAUGUCCGCUUUCUCGGCCGCGGCCAAAGAAGAAUCAGAGAUGAGAUUUGCAACCCUUUCGCCUCUGGAUGCAGAUGGCCAGAAAAUAUAUCUCUAUAUAUCUCUAUGUAUAUAUUAAUGUAUAAUUUUACAAUCAAG
Molecule: messenger RNA, 892 nt
Organism: Sceloporus undulatus (fence lizard)
Lineage: Eukaryota; Metazoa; Chordata; Lepidosauria; Squamata; Phrynosomatidae
Product: epididymal secretory protein 4-like
Exons: 7
Coding region: 250-798 (182 amino acids)
Molecular function (GO): small molecule binding
Source: RefSeq, a predicted model, not a curated record